AUGCAACGGCUGCAGUCGCGACUACCCAGCCUUAUAAUCUUCUGUUUUGGCUUAUACAAAACCACUGAAACUCUACUUCAGACAUCUGUGCGUCUGCAGGUUUAUCAUCUUGUCUGCAAAUGGCUCACGAACAGCACUAUCCGCGAGUACUUGUGCAGUCCAAUGGCAAACUACAAGGGUUGGACGAAUAUCUCGGACACCCCGGCUGCCAUACUCGGCUUGGUCGAAUUGGACAAUAGAAUCCAACGCACUUCUGUACCCUAUAUUGUAACUUAUCGCGUGUUACUUAACCUACCGGCUAUGGUUACCUGUCUGGUACUCGGAACUCUGUCCGAUACCCAUGGUCGUAAGACAACAUUUCUGGCUCCCAUUGUGGGUGGAGCCCUUGCCUGUUGUCUGUUUGGUGUCAGUCUAAUACGUGCUCUUCCACCGGUUCCGGAUGGUGUCUCUUGUCUCCUGAUCGGAGCCCUGGUUUACGGCUUGGCAGGGAAGAGUAACAGCUUUGGCAUGGGUGCCAAUAGCUACAUCACAGAUUGCAGCAAUGAAGAGAAGAGGACUGUCUACAUCAGUCAUCUAAUGGGAGCCAAUUUCAUCGGAUUAUGUAUUGGUUCCGGUCUUCUCUCGUUAUUCCUCUUCUUCACGGACUUUGGAUGGAUCCUUCUAUUUGUUUGUCUAACUAAUCUGGUGAUAUUUACGCUUAUUUUGGUCUUCAUACAGGAGUCUGUUAUUAUUCAGCCAGACUUAGGCGACUACGGGUCAAUCGCCUAUGCAGGAAACAACGGGGAGAACGAAGACCAAGCCAAAAGUGAUAAGCGCUUCAUUCAGAUAUUAUACUCUGCCUGUGUCACCUCCUACAAAUUUUUAGUAACGAAACGAUCCAACAAUGCUAAUGUGUACUUGCGCUGUCUGUUCGGUGCUGUCCUCUUUAACCAGAUCACCAAAGCAGGGGAACAGGAUGCAAUCAUGCUUUACGUGACGCGCACACAGGUUGGGUGGUCUGAUACCCUGUACGCUACAGGUGUCUCUCAUAAUACGUACGUGCUCUUCAUCUCGGCUGUUUUUGGUUCUUCGGCGGGAUAUAUAACAACAGGGACUCGGUCAUUGAUAAGUAAACUUGUCAAAGAAGAUGAGGUCGGCACUGGCUUUGCAUUUAUGUCCGUUUUGGAGACCUUUGCAAAUCUCUUCGGUUCUCUCCUCUUUACUUCAGUGUAUGCCAGCACGUUGUCAGUCUACCCAGGUCUAGUUUUUCUCAUGGAUGCUAUGCUGCAUGGGUGUCUCUUUUUCGUCAUGCUUUGGCUCAGUGUUAGACUACGGGCUUAUUUUGCUGUCACUAAUAGUGCCACUUAA
Molecule: messenger RNA, 1347 nt
Organism: Dibothriocephalus latus
Lineage: Eukaryota; Metazoa; Platyhelminthes; Cestoda; Diphyllobothriidea; Diphyllobothriidae
Source: the annotation of a GenBank genome assembly